AUAUAUGGAGCCGUCCACUGUUCUCCAAAUUCCUUCUUAUUUUAGUCUUUUUGCGGAAUCUUGUACAACAACGCGGCCCCCCACGACCCAUCUCCUCCAUUUUCAUUAUCUUCUUCCUCAUUCUGCGCCUAACGCGCUUUCAUUGAUUAUCUUCUUCCAGGGGUUUUGAGGACAAUGAGCGAUCAUCUCGUCCUGUAUGUUGACCAUUUGAUUCGACCUGUUGCUCCUGUUCAACCUGUGUCCGACCCGGUUGAUCCUCUCCCUUCUGCACCUCGUGAGGCUGUCGCGAACUCCCCUGCGGCUGCGGCUGGUCCUUCGUGUUCUACUGCAACUGCCGAUGAUCGGACGGUGGAACAGGAUGCACCCAAUGAGGAGGAGCCUUUGAUUCAGGCGGCUGAGUGCCGCAUUUGUCAGGAAGAAGACAGUCUCAAUAAUUUAGAAACUCCUUGUGCAUGUAGUGGUAGUCUUAAGUAUGCUCAUAGAAAGUGCGUUCAACAUUGGUGCAAUGAGAAAGGGGACAUAACUUGUGAGAUAUGUCAUCAGUCUUAUCAACCUGGAUAUACUGCACCACCUCGUUCUGAAGAAACUGCUAUUGAUAUUGAGGGAAGAUGGACUAUUGCUGGUAACCCAAUAGACCUGAGAGAUACUCGGCUAUUGGCCAUUGCAGAGGCGGAACGACAUUUCUUGGAAGCUGAGUAUGAUGAUUAUGCUGCUUCAAAUGACAGUGGAGCUGCAUUUUGUCGAUCCGCUGCUCUUAUUCUACUAGCCCUUCUCCUUCUACGGCAUGCAUUGACCAUAACAGAUCCUGAUGGCGAUGAUGAUGCAUCUGCCUUUUUCUCUAUUUUCUUGCUUCGUGCUGCUGGUUUUCUUUUACCCUGCUACAUCAUGGCUUGGGCCAUUAGUAUCUUGCAACGUCGAAGACAAAGACAGGAGGCUGCAGCACUGGCUGCAACACAGGUGGCCUUUGUAUUACAACAUGGACAGCAUAGAGGUUUACAAUUUGCAAUUGCAUCAGCAGGACCGCCCCUCACCCCUCACCCUCAUCCUCACCCUCACACUGCCGUUUGAACCUCAAUCAAUCGUGUAAUAAUACAAUAAUUUCAUACAUGGAAAACCUUUUUUCUACUUGCUCUCAUCAUUCUUUGCUCCCGACCCAAAUUUUCGCGUCUCUAAUCUCUGGAUUAUUUUGGGUUUUCAAAAAUCAGGUACCCUCAUUAACGAACUUCUAUCAUUUUCAUCUAUUUUGCGGCCAACCUAUUAUGUGUUCAUAUUCUAGGGAGCUAAGCAGAGAACCUCUUGUAAACCGUGUAUUAUGUACAUUUUGUAUUAAUAUGGUAAACAAGAAGAUAGUUAGAAGGAAAAGUAGGGGAUUUCCUCAUGUACUAUCUUUCCUUCAAAGAAUUUCCUGUUUCUUGUGCAAUUUGUUGGCGAUCAAGACGGUGGUAUAUAAAUUUUAAAUCAAAGUAGUUUUAGGGUUUUCUUUUUCAA
Messenger RNA from Benincasa hispida (wax gourd), 1488 nucleotides. NCBI's taxonomy places the organism in Eukaryota, Viridiplantae, Streptophyta, Magnoliopsida, Cucurbitales, Cucurbitaceae. The record is from RefSeq and is a predicted model, not a curated record.